AUGACAUAUCCUCAUGUGUGCAGUGAGGUUUGGGUGACUCUACCUGAUCAUGACUACGACGUGAGGCCCCUUUCUGUGGAAGACCAGCUUGACGCAGAAAAGAAAUGCAUCGCUUUCCUGGAGGACGAAAAUAAAAAGCUGAAAAAUGACACGGACAAUAUCAACAAGGUGAUCGGCUCAAACUCUGCUGAAACAUGUUAUGCCUAUCUGUUUGACAUGGAGAAGAGGGCUGACCCCCGCUCGGAUUCUAAACAUCUCGCCAGGCUUAUGGACGGCUACACCAGGGUGCUUUCCAACAUGCCGCUUGGAAAGCACGGUCAAAAUGAAAGCUAUGCCAGGAUGCUGGUCAGAUUUGCCGAGUUAAAAGCGAUCCAGGAUGUCAACGAGGCAGAAGCAAACUUCAAUGUAGCUAAAUCUCACAGUCAGAAUUUUUCUUUUGUUCACAUUGCCCAUGCACAAUUUGAACACUCACAAGGCAACACAAAGAAAGGCAUUCACAUUUUGCAGAGGGCCAUGGAACUAGAUGCAAAACCGAAGGAACUACUGGAGACUGCCUUGCAGAGCCUCCAGUCAGGAAAAGCAUGGCACCAUUAUACAGAAGAUAAAGAGAAUGUCUCAGAAUUCCGCAAAGAUUGUAGAAAGUCUGAUGGGACAGGUGACUUAGAGCUGCCCAGUGUUUUUAGUUCAGGGACAGAGCCCCUGAAUGGAUUAUCCCACCAGAAGCGAGCAGGUGUCUUGCCAGGGCGAAUUCCUGUAGUUCCCUUCUCUAUCCCAGAACUUAAUGAUGACAGUGAUGGUUGGUCCUCAAAGCCAAGUGAUGCAUUCAUCCCCAAAAGCUUGUCCAGGCAAACAUCUGGCUCAAAUACAAGUGCAGUGUUUACCCACUCAUCCUCCAAGAAAACAGCUGUCGAUGGAGAUUUUUUCAAUUGUAAACCACCAACUGUUAGUCCAGAGCCAUGCCCUUGGGAGGAUCAGACAACCGUAGACUCAACCACCACACUCUUUAACAGACAGGACAAGAAGAAUACCUUUAGGAUGGAAGAUUCCACUUUCAAUUUUGAGCAGAUCAUCAAUUCAGAUUCCCCUGCGUCGUGUUGGACAUAUCUGCUCGACAUGGAGAAGAGCAGCAACCCUCACACUGAUAGCAACCUCCUCACUAAGCUUAAAGACUACUAUUCCAAAGUCUUCUUCAGACUUCCAAUUGGAAAAUUCAGCAAGAAUGAGAGCUAUGCCAGAAUAUUGGUGAGAUAUGCAGAACUCAAGGGGAUUGAAGAUCCAGAUGAAGCACAGGACCACUUCAUAGUUGCAAGAUCAAAUUGCAAAGGCUUUGCCUUUGUGCACAUAGCACACGCCCAAUUUGAAGUCUCUCAAGGUAAUUUCAGCAAAGCCACUUCAAUUCUACACAAGGCCCACGUAUUAAAUGCCCAACCAUCCGAGCUCCUGGAAGUGGCCAUGCGUAACCUCAAAGCUAGGGAGAAACAGCUCAUACCAACCAAGAGGGAAAAAAGUACCCCAGAUCUGCAUGCUGAUGCUCCACUGGCAACUUGUGGUGGGAAUCAGGAGUUACAGAUUCCAACUCGAGCAUCAGUGGACCAGUCCACUGAACAAACUAAACCUAAGAAGGAGCCUUUGGCAGAGUGGAAGAUGCUACCUGCUGUUAGCCAUCAAAUUUCUCCUCAGGAGAAGUACAUGACACCCCCUGACCCUCGAUCUGUGCCUCGUUUGCUGGACUGUAUUCCUACCCCAUCCCUUCCUCUCCCGUCCAGACCAAAUCCAUCUGUGGUCUGCCAGACACCCCAAAACUUCAAGACUCCCCAGGUUGACAGCUAUGUCACUCCUGUUCUAAAGAGAGACCCUGAAGUUGCUGCUUCUGCAGUGCAUAGAGCAGCCCAAGCCCAGAAACCCUGCACACAUCCCAAACAGAUGUCAUAUCCCCCAACCCCACAGGAUUCCCUCACCUCUUUGUCCCACGAAUCCAUCACUAUCAAUGGCAAACAAUUCCUCAUCCUAAAAAUGAUUGGACGAGGUGGAUCGAGCAAGGUUUAUCAGGUCUUGGACCACAAAAAGCAGCUGUUUGCUGUUAAGUAUGUAAACCUUGAGGAGGCUGAUGCUCAGACUAUAGAAAGUUACAAGAAUGAGAUUGAGCAUCUGAAUCACCUACAGCAAUACAGUGACCAGAUAAUCAAGCUGUUUGACUAUCAAAUAACAAACAGUUACAUCUACAUGCUGAUGGAGUGUGGUAACCUGGACCUUAACACCUGGUUGCGGAACCGCAAGGCUGUUAACCCGUUGGAGAGGAAAUUUUACUGGAAGAAUAUGCUGGAGGCUGUCCAUACCAUCCACAAACAUGGAAUUGUCCAUAGCGACUUAAAGCCAGCCAAUUUUGUCAUUGUGAAUGCUUCACUCAAGUUGAUUGACUUUGGCAUAGCUAACCGCAUACAACCAGAUGUAACAAGCAUUAUGAAGGACUCACAAGUAGGGACCCUUAACUAUAUGCCACCUGAAGCCAUCAAAGACACAUCAUCCAAACCAGGAAAAGCGAGCUCGAAGAUUAGUCCCAAGGGAGAUGUGUGGUCCCUGGGAUGCAUCCUGUACUGCAUGACCUAUGGGAAGACUCCAUUCCAAAGCAUCGCCAAUCAGAUUACCAAAUUGCAUGCCAUUGUCGAUCCAUCUCAUAAAAUUGAAUUUCCCAACAUUGCAGAGGGAGAUCUGCUGGAUGUGCUGAAGAGAUGUCUGGUAAGGAACCCCAAAGAGCGAAUCUCUAUCGCUGAGCUCCUGGAACAUCCAUACCUGCAGCUCCUGCCACAGACCCCUUCUGAACCAGAAUAUCCAAAUAACAGUGAUCUCAAGAGAAUAUUAACCGACCUUGCAGCCCUGCAGUCUCCCAACAGCAUCAUCAGAGCAGCUAAUAACUUGGCAAGGAUGUGUAACAGUGGCAGGAAGCUGGAUGUUGCAGAAUGUGCAAAGUUGUCAAGCAAACAUUCUUGGAAAAUGUGAAUAGGAAGUAGUUUUGGUUUUUUUUGUCACCUUUGAACGUGUUAUAUUUUUUAACCA
Molecule: messenger RNA, 3054 nt
Organism: Lampris incognitus (smalleye Pacific opah)
Lineage: Eukaryota; Metazoa; Chordata; Actinopteri; Lampriformes; Lampridae
Gene: ttk
Product: ttk protein kinase
Exons: 24
Coding region: 1-2997 (998 amino acids)
Biological process (GO): protein localization to kinetochore; mitotic spindle assembly checkpoint signaling; peptidyl-serine phosphorylation
Cellular component (GO): spindle; nucleus; kinetochore
Molecular function (GO): protein binding; protein serine/threonine kinase activity; ATP binding
Source: RefSeq, a predicted model, not a curated record